AUGAGGCAAAUAGUGAGAUACCUGGAACCGUCAGUACCUCCUCAACUGGCCGGACAACACGGAACACCGUCAGAAAUAAACACUACUUCCAAGCCCGGACGCCGCUCACCUUUUCGUAUAACGAGAUUUCUGACCGGUGCACCGUCACCCGCUACCUCGAUACCGUUGCCUAGAGAUCAGUCGAAGGAUUGGAAGACUGAGAAUGCAAGAGACCAAACCGACCAGCCCUGGUCUAGGCAACAACGCUCCCCCGGACAGGCUGCGGGCAGGCACCACCCAUUAAACUCUAGCUCCAACGAUGGACCCCACGCAGAUUCACAGGAAUCGUGGAAAGGUCCCAGGUCGUCUCGAUCUUUCAAAAUACGGCGGCCAGAAUUCGUCUUCGGCGCGCCUCCGGUGAAUGAUUAUAGACCAGCCACUAGCAAGUUGACCCCCUUUAUGAAUCCCAAAGGGCCAUGGGGCCCAUCCCAAUUUCAAAGCCCCCCAAAGCAGCAGCCAGGUCAUAGCUGGGGCUUUCAAAAGGAGACCUUUGGCGCCGAUGAUACAUGGGGAUUGUCUGGAUUUAGGUCUCUCCCUCAGCAGCCAGGUCAUAGCUGGGGCUCUCAAAAGGAAACCUUUGGCGCCGAUGAUACAUGGGGAUUGUCUGGAUUUAGGUCGCUCCCUCAGCAGCCAGACAGGUCUCUCUCUCAGCAGCCAGACAAGUCUCCCCCUCAGCAGCCAGGCGUAGUACAGCCGGCUGGGAGGCGUUCUGUCGUAUCUAAACCCAUAUGGGACGACAUGGGUCUAGAUAUUCCUACCAACAAGAGUUCAUCGACCCCUCAGUCCUUUUCCCAGCGCAAUCGUGGGAAAAAUGAGGAAACAAAGGAUCCAAUGCAGUACCAAGAUGAGGACGAUGAUGCCUUAUUUAAACCCCGAAAACGGAAGGGUAGACGUGCGGCUUUGGAGGAUGACUUCGCCGAAUUCAAAAGCAAGCCAAACCGGCGAAACGCGAAAUAUGAGGAUGAUUUAGAGCUAGACGAAGAAUAUGGCACUAAUCGACGUAAGCGGAAGCAAGAGAAAAAGAGAGGCGCACAGCGUGUUCAGGAAAAUGAUGCCUUAACCCCUAUUGUGCUUCCGGAUUUCAUUGCCAUUGGGAGCCUGGCAGACGCCAUGAAUGUCCGCCGUCCCAAGUUUCUCCAACGUCUACGGCAGCUUGGAUUUGAUGACGUGACGGAUGACCAUGUCCUCGAUUCUGAAACUGCCGGGUUGAUUGCUACUGAGUUUAAUUUCGAACCUGUUAUCGAAUCUAACGAUAUAGAUCUGGUUGCAGCCCCGGCUCCUGAGGACACAUCUAGCCUACCUCCAAGGCCGCCAGUUGUUACUAUAAUGGGCCACGUCGACCAUGGAAAGACCACUCUUUUGGAUUACCUUCGAGAAACGUCUAUCGUGGCAACUGAACAUGGAGGAAUCACUCAACAUAUUGGCGCAUUUUCUGUCUCUAUGCCUUCUGGGAAACAAAUCACGUUCUUAGACACUCCUGGCCAUGCCGCUUUCCUUGAAAUGCGAAAACGAGGAGCUGAUGUCACUGAUAUUGUUAUUUUGGUUGUUGCAGCUGAUGACAGCGUCAAGCCUCAAACAAUUGAAGCUAUAAAACAUGCAAAGGGCGCAGGUGUCCCCAUCAUCGUUGCAAUCAACAAGAUUGAUAAAGAAGGCGCUGAUAUCGAAAGAGUCAAACAAGAUUUGGCCCGUCAUAACAUUAGCGUUGAGGAUUAUGGCGGCGACGUUCAAGCAAUUGGGGUUAGUGGGAAAACCGGACAAGGCAUGUUGAAAUUGGAAGAGGCGGUGAUUACACAGGCCGAGAUGUUAGACCUUCGAGCUGAGCAGGAAUGUAACUUUGAGGGCUGGAUUAUUGAAGCAGCAACCAAGAAGGGUGGCCGGGCCGCAACGGUACUCGUACGCCAAGGAACACUCCGACCAGGCGACGUUAUUGUCGCUGGGACUUCAUGGGCUAAGAUCCGAACUCUGCGCAAUGAAGCCGGUGUACAGGUUACAGAGGCUCUGCCAGGAACACCUGUGGAAGUUGAUGGUUGGAAAGAUCAGCCAGUAGCCGGAUCUGAAGCGUUACAAGCUCCGGAUGAGCAACGUGCAAAAGAUGUUGUUGAGCUAAGGCUUAACAAAGAAGAAAUACAGCGUUUAGGCGGUGAUAUCGAAGCAAUCAAUCAAUCCCGCCGGCAGGUGCGUGAACAACGGCAACUACAAGCAGCACAAGAAGAGAAUAGCGAUAUAGCAGAUAAAACCGCCGACAAGAGCGGCCCCGAACCUAUCCCAUUCAUCGUUAAGGCUGACGUUUCUGGUUCCGCGGAAGCGAUUGUCAACUCUGUCUCGGCUAUUGGAAAUAACGAAGUAUAUGCCAAAAUUCUCCGAUUUGGGGUUGGCAAAAUUGGAGAUUCAGAUAUCCGACUUGCCUCCGCUGCAAACGCGGACGUUAUAUCUUUCAACCAGCCUGUUGAUUUAGAUAUCAUGAAACUUGCCGUUGCCGAGGGAGUCAAUAUCUUGAACCAUAACAUUAUCUAUGAGCUGAUUGAUGACGUGAAAAUGAAAUUGAGCGAACAUUUACCCCCUACUGUCAUACAGCGCGUGUCUGGAGAAGCAGAGAUCGGUGAAAUAUUCGAAAUUAAACUCAAAGGCAAACGAACCACCCCGGUCGCCGGAUGCAAAGUCCGAAAUGGCGUCAUUCAUCGCCCUCACAAAGUGAGAGUGUUGAGAGGAAAGAAGGUCAUCUAUGAUGGCACUCUAUCUUCUCUAAAGAACGUGAAAAAGGACGUGACGGAGAUGCGAAAGGGUUCAGAGUGCGGUAUGGCAUUCGAGGGUUGGACUGACUUCGCCGUUGGCGAUGAGAUCCAAACAUACGAAGUGAUUCAUGAGAAACGUAUUCUUGAAUAA
Arthroderma uncinatum is the source of this 2922-nucleotide messenger RNA. RefSeq names its product translation initiation factor IF-2. The record is from RefSeq and is a predicted model, not a curated record. Gene Ontology annotation, molecular function: translation initiation factor activity; GTP binding; GTPase activity. NCBI's taxonomy places the organism in Eukaryota, Fungi, Ascomycota, Eurotiomycetes, Onygenales, Arthrodermataceae. The coding region runs from base 1 to 2922 and encodes 973 amino acids. Gene Ontology annotation, biological process: translational initiation. The transcript has 2 exons.